This is a messenger RNA of Pocillopora verrucosa, 648 nucleotides long. NCBI's taxonomy places the organism in Eukaryota, Metazoa, Cnidaria, Anthozoa, Scleractinia, Pocilloporidae. The record is from RefSeq and is a predicted model, not a curated record.
ACGAUGGCAACGUAUUUGGAGAAAUUAUACUUUUGGUUUCUCUUGGGUCCAAUUAUCACAUUGGAAUGGCUCCGACGAAAAAAAAAGCUCUGUUGGGCGACAACGGCGCCAGUUAACGAGGAGUCUGGUAACGAGGAAGUAGUUGAAGAUAGUCGAGGACAUUACAUACAACUCGGGAUACGUGGGGAUAAUGAAGGUGAAUUACGACCUCUAAUCCGCGUUACGAGUAAUACUCGAACUGAUUAUGAUAUGACAAUAAGUAAUAACAUGCGUAUUUUAAGAAUUAUAGUGCGUAUUGCGAAGUUUUUCUAUUUUACGGUUUACAAUAUGAUGUGCACAGUUUGCAAUUUCCUUUUUAUUAUCAUCCUCAACAAACACAAAGUUGUCACAAGGUAUGUGUUCUACAUCAGUGUGUGUAUGAUCUGUGCUUAUGUUGAAAGUGACAUAGUAGCUGUGUUUUAUUUCAUCCUCAAUUCUCAAGGUUCCCUGAACAACUUAAAACUCACUGCUCUUCGCACUGUAGCACUUGGCCUCACUUUGAACCUGAGUUUCAGUUCUUCAAUGCACAUAAUCCGCAAACUUAUGAGGCCACAGGAGUCUGUAUUCGCGGGACUGUCAGAGAAGUGAGUCAUGGUUUUUUAAUUGUAU